AUGUCGUGCACAUACCUGUCCGCGGGGUCCCGGGGGCUGCGCUCUCCGGGGGCCCCCGGGCCGUUCCCGUGCGGGUCUCUCUCGCUGCCGCCGCUGGGGCCCCCUGGGGCCCCCGGGGGCCCCUGCGGGCCCCACGGGGGCCCCCCGGGGGCCCCGCAGGAGGACGUGAGGGCCCCCGGAGACGAAGCCAGGUCCAGCAGCACGCUGAGGCCCCGGGAAAAGAGAACCCUGUGGGUGGGGGACCUGGACCGGGCGGGGGCCCCCGUGGACGAGGCCUAUGUGCGGCAGCAAAUGUUUUGGGAGUUCGGGGGGGCCCUUUUGGGGGUUAGGGUUUGCAGAGACCGCAGCAGCAGACAGCCAAGUUUUGCUUUUGUGGAGUUCAAGUCCCAAACCCUCGCGCAGUACAUUCUCGAGCACAUGAACGGCAAGUACGUCCCCGGCAAGCAGCACAAGUACCGCCUCAACUGGGCCUCCUUCAACCUCUCCGACAACCCGCAGCAGCAGCAGCAGCAGCAGCAGCAGCAGCAGCAGCAGCUGCAGGCCAUGCAGCAGCGGGGCGUCUACGCGAGGCCCCCGCAGCUUCACAGGCCACCAACGGCACUGCAGCUGGACGCAGAAGCAGCGCGUCGCGGGGAAACAGCUUCGGUGUGGGUGGGGAGUUUAGACCCUGGGACUUGUCGCGAAGAAAUCGAAGAACUUUUCCAAAACCACUACAGCAGCGUCGCCCUCGUCAAACUCAUCACCGACCCCAACACCGGCAGCUGCAAGGGCUUUGGCUUUGUGCAUUUCCUAGACCCUGAAGAAGCAGAAAGAAGUAUAGAAGAAAUGACAGGAGCCAUUUGCCACGGGAGAAGAAUUCGAGUUAAUAGAUCCCACAGCAGCAAAGCUGUGGGGGGCCCCCCAAUGGGGGCCCCCCUGGGGGCCCCCAUUGGCCCCCGGGGGCCCCCGGGGGUCCCCCCCGGGGGCCCCCCGGGGGGUCCCCCGGGGGCCCCCGGAAACCCCGCGCUGCAGGGAGACAGUCUCUUUAGAGCAGCAAUGCACAAGAUAUAUAGUGCAACAGCAAAAGAGGCGGAGAGAAAAGCUGCUGCUUGCUGCAGCUUGUCUGCUGCAGCAAAGCGGAAGCGGGGCGUGUGGGGAGCAGCAGGAGCAGCAGGAGCAGCAGCAGAGCCCCCGAAGCUGGUGGUGCGGGGCCUGGACUGCAGCAGCUGCAGCACGGAAGAGCUGGAGAGACACUUUAGUCCUUUUGGAGAAGUUUUGCAGAUUAGAUUGUCUCCAAAUGGAAAAGCAACUUUGAUUUUUGCUGAUGCUGCUGCUGCAGUGCAUGCGCUGCAGUGUAUGGACGGCGCAGCAGUGGGGACUGCUCGGGUGUCUCUCGAGCUCCAGGGCGAGCUGCCUCCCGACUGCGCUGCUGCUGCUGCUGCUGCUGCUGCUGCUGCAGGGGGCGACGCGGCUGGCUGGUGCGCCGGCGUCGAGCAGCAGCAGCUCGCCCUCGAGCAGCAGCAGAUCCAGCAGCAGCAGCUGCUGCGCCAGCAGCAGCAGCAGCAGCAGCAGCAAGCCGCCCAGUUCACGCACGCAGAGGCUGUGGGGCGCUGCUGCAGCAUGGAGCGGCACGCGUUUGCUGCUGCUGCUGCUGCUGCUGCUGCUGCGCCGUGUCAGCAGCAGCUGCCGACGGACGCAAGGGGCCACUUCGUGCUGCAGCCCGUCGACGACGAAGUUGCUGCUGCUGCUGCUGCCUUAGCAGCAGCAGCAAAAGUGCAGCUGCAGCAAAAGGUGGCGCGGGGGCUGCUGCUGCAGCCGCAGGAUCUCGAGUGUCUGUACACCUCAGAACCCGACUCUUGCUGCUGCUGA
Eimeria tenella is the source of this 1848-nucleotide messenger RNA. Its product is annotated as DNA/RNA binding protein, putative. Gene Ontology annotation, cellular component: cytosol. The record is from RefSeq and is a predicted model, not a curated record. Bases 1 to 1848 code for a protein of 615 amino acids. The transcript has 4 exons. Gene Ontology annotation, molecular function: mRNA binding. NCBI's taxonomy places the organism in Eukaryota, Apicomplexa, Conoidasida, Eucoccidiorida, Eimeriidae.